Molecule: messenger RNA, 1815 nt
Organism: Parnassius apollo (apollo)
Lineage: Eukaryota; Metazoa; Arthropoda; Insecta; Lepidoptera; Papilionidae
Source: the annotation of a GenBank genome assembly
AUGGAUAAUGAAGUAAAUUUUAAAAUGAUAGUUGUUGCGGAUAUGUCUGCUAAAGAAAUAAUUAAUGAUUUUAAAGAAAAUUAUGAAAAAGUCCGAAAACUGAUUGAUGGAGAUAGUAAAAAUGAUCCUGAGAAUGAACCUUACAUGUCUAAAUACAAAGCAAGAGAGAUCUUGUUAAACAUGCUGAAGUCUCUUACAAAAAUCUCUAUUUCUGAGACUGGUUUUGAUAAAAUAAAACUUGACGCAAUGCUUGGUACUGUUCUUGUGAAUAUUGGAAUAAUAGACAUGGAAACAGAGGAACUUACAUCUAGUGAAGAGAUUCUAACUGAAGCGGAAGAGUUGUUGACGCCCAAUUCAACGAAACCUGAAAUUGUCAAAACUCUAAUAAGUGUUUAUAAUAAUUUAGGUAUUUUAUGGUCCAACAGAGAUGAGCCUCAAAAAGCUAAGGCUUAUUUGUUGAAAGCGAAAGACUUGUAUGAAACAUUUAAAUGUACUCUACAAGUACCACUUCCAAUAGAACAGAUUAUGAACAAUGCUGGUGAAACUUCUACAGAAGAUUUCAUUUUAUUAGAGAAAGCACAUACAUUAACUUUGUAUUAUUUGGCUCAAGUGUAUGGAUCAUUAAAGGAAAAUUUAAAAUCGGCCAUUUAUUGUCAUGUAACAUUGAGAAGGCAGUUGCAGUAUUCUGAUUAUGAACCAAUAGAUUGGGCUUUAAAUUCAGCAACAUUGUCACAGUUUUUUGCUGAAAAAAAUGGUUUCUUUCAGGCCAGGCAUCAUUUAGCUGCAGCAUCUAUAAUUCUUGAUCAACAUCAGCAGAGUUUACAACAAUCUGAAACCAAUGAUGAUGUAUAUUUAGCUAAAGUAGAAACAUUUAAGCACAGAUCUGCUGAUGUGUCUAGGUGUUGGGCAAAGUAUUGCCUUUUUCUUAUGACUGCUUCUAAGACUAGACUAAUGAAUGAUGCAGAAAGAGUAAAUGAUGCAAUUACAGAUAUGUCUAAUUUGGAACUAGAAGACAAUGAAAAUAUUUGUGGUGGAGAUAUGAAAAAUUUAAUUUUCCCGAAUUUAGAUGUAACAAAGUAUGAAAGUAAAGUUACCGAUAAAUUUUUACUUACAUAUCAGGAUGCACGUGAGGUGUUCCUAAAUUGUCAAACUUGGCUGAACAAAGCUAAAGAGUACUACAAAUUAGAAUCUCUAGCUUCUGAUUACAUAGAACUAAUACAGGACAGUUCUCAGUCUUAUGCAUACCUUGCAUUCUUUGAAGAAGACGACGAAAGAAGAGCGAAAAUGUAUAAAAGACGCAUUGAUAUGCUUGAAGACUUGAUUAAAGAAAUUAAUCCAACAUACUAUAUGCAGUAUUGCCGACAACUAUGGUACGAAUUAGGAGAAAUUUACUGUGAAGUUUUAAACAUAAAAUUGGAUAAACUCAAUAAAAGUAAAGAAAAACCUACGCCACACUCAUUGAAGAAGAUUAACAUGUUAUGUAACAAAAGCAUUGAGAAUCAUGAUCAUUUUUUAGAUUCUGUUAAAGAUAAGAAUGGAAAAAUGCCCGAAAAACUGGAAUACGAUUUGAUACGCCCUGUUAUAAGCGCAUAUGCCUUCAUAGGUAGAAACAGUAUGAAAAGAAUUGCAGUAGAUAAGAGGAUGCAAUUGAGUCAUGUAAAGAAAAGUUAUGAUUCAUAUAGAGUUGUAGUUGAUAUUUGUAUGAAUGAUGAGGAGGCAGCUGCCAUGAUGCAUGAAGAGUUCAGUUUAUGUCAGGAGAUGAUUAAAAUUUUGCCAGUAAAAAUCAAAAAGCUUGAAAAUGAAUUAGUCUCAUAG